AUGACUCGAUCCGGAAAUCCCACUUGCACUCGAGAGAACGGCCUACCUCAUGAAACGAACUCUUCAGUCUCGACAUUAUUGCGCCAUCAAGCCAUGAACCUUAAUGAAUCACUCGUCGAUUCCGACCCAUCUGCCACCUGUCUGUACGCAUUCUGGCGUUUGCUUCUUUUCCCUUGUUCUGCGAUAUCACUCGGUGCCAAGCAAAACUACAGAAUAAGGCUGUUGGCACGUACGACGAGGAAACGAUAG
Molecule: messenger RNA, 249 nt
Organism: Sclerotinia sclerotiorum 1980 UF-70
Lineage: Eukaryota; Fungi; Ascomycota; Leotiomycetes; Helotiales; Sclerotiniaceae
Exons: 2
Coding region: 1-249 (82 amino acids)
Source: RefSeq, a predicted model, not a curated record